UAAAAUAAAGAAAUAUCUAAAGGCGAGAGGAGAAACUUCACUAACUGAACUGAAAGGUACAACCUUCAUUCAGCCACAUACAGACACUUUCCCAGCUUCUCCCGACCAGAUCCACCAAGAUACUCUGCCGUCAACGACACUUUACACUCCUAUCGGGAUAUUUAGUCAGAGAAUGGCAGAGAAGGUGCUGGUCACAGGUGGAGGUGGCUACAUUGGGAGUCACUGUGUGGUGGAGCUAAUUGAAGCAGGCUACCAGCCGGUCGUAGUAGAUAACUUCAGUAACGCUGUAAGAGGAGAAGGGGAUGUGCCAGAGAGCAUACGUAGGAUAGAGAAACUCCUGGACACCAGCAUUGAGUUUCAUGAACUGGAUCUUUUGGAUCAACCUGGCUUGGAAAAACUCUUCAAAAAGCAUUCUUUCAGUGCGGUGAUGCACUUUGCUGGCCUGAAGGCUGUUGGGGAGUCAGUGGAGCAGCCAUUACGUUACUACAGAGUCAACCUCACCGCCUCCAUGAACCUGCUUGAGGUGAUGCAGGCUCACAGGGUGCGCAAUCUGGUCUUCAGCAGCUCAGCCACGGUGUACGGAGACCCUCAGCGCCUUCCCAUCGACGAGCAGCACCCCGUGGGGGGCUGCACCAACCCCUACGGCAAGACCAAGUACUUUAUUGAGGAGAUGAUCAAGGACCACUGUAAAGCUGAGAAGGACUGGAAUGCAGUGCUGCUGCGUUAUUUCAACCCAAUUGGAGCUCAUUCCUCUGGCCUGAUAGGAGAGGACCCUCAGGGUAUCCCCAACAACCUCCUGCCAUAUGUCGCCCAGGUUGCCAUUGGGAGAAGACAGUGCCUCAAUGUGUUUGGCAAUGACUAUGACACAGUUGAUGGGACAGGUGUGCGAGAUUAUAUCCACGUGGUCGAUCUGGCAAAAGGACACAUAGCAGCUCUGAAGAAGCUGAAGGGCGACUGCGGGUGCAAGGUUUACAACCUAGGAACAGGGACAGGCUACUCCGUGCUCCAGAUGGUGAAAGCCAUGGAGAAGGCAUCAGGGAGAGAGAUCGCUUACAAAGUCGGCCCACGUAGGGGAGGAGACGUGGCAUCGUGCUACGCUGAUCCACGGCUGGCUGAGAAUGAACUGGCCUGGAAGGCCGAAUUUGAACUGGAAAGAAUGUGUGAGGAUCUGUGGCGCUGGCAGUCUAUGAACCCCACCGGAUUUUCCAAUGGCACAGCAUCUUGAUGCAACUCCAGCCUUUUGCUGUUCUUCUUCUGAAUCACCGGGCCAAAGCAAAGCAUCACCUUCCUCAUUUUUGCAUAUCACGUAAACAAAUGAUGAGACCUUCAGGGGAGCUGAAUGCUUUACGUUUUGUCAUGUCUCAUUUUGUUUUUGUUCUACACUAAUGGUUAUUCUCCAAUGACAUGUUUACAUCAUACGAAUCGUGUAAAAACUUGAGUGUUGCUCUUUCAGAUUAACAAUGCAUAUUUUCUCUAUCGAUGUACUGAUCUGUGAGCCAUAACAAUGAAAGAAUAAAUUCAUUUUCAUUCUGAG
Messenger RNA from Chelmon rostratus (copperband butterflyfish), 1534 nucleotides. RefSeq names its product UDP-galactose-4-epimerase (gene gale). NCBI's taxonomy places the organism in Eukaryota, Metazoa, Chordata, Actinopteri, Chaetodontiformes, Chaetodontidae. The record is from RefSeq and is a predicted model, not a curated record. Gene Ontology annotation, cellular component: cytosol. The transcript is spliced from 11 exons. Gene Ontology annotation, biological process: beta-D-galactose catabolic process via UDP-galactose, Leloir pathway. Gene Ontology annotation, molecular function: UDP-glucose 4-epimerase activity. Bases 173 to 1225 code for a protein of 350 amino acids.